AAAGGCUGGGUUCUUAUUAGGACACAAAUUUACAAGCUGUGUGGACUUGGGGAUGGAAAUUAAACACCUCUUGUUUUUGGUUGCUGCUGCUUGCUUACUGCCUGUGUUGUCCAUGAAAAGGAAAUCAGCUAAAAAACUAUUUAAUAAGCUCGUCACUGACUUGCCAAAUGUACAACAAGAGAUCGUUAAUAUACACAACACUCUCAGAAGAGGAGUAGUUCCACCAGCCAGCAACAUGCUGAAGAUGAGUUGGAGUGAAGAGGCUGCACAAAAUGCCAAAAUUUUUUCACGCUAUUGUGAUAUGACAGAGAGCAACCCCCUUGAGAGGAGACUUCCAAAUACCUUUUGCGGAGAAAAUAGGAAUAUGACGUCUUAUCCUGUAUCAUGGUCCAGUGUAAUUGGAGUCUGGUACAGUGAGUCUAAAUAUUUCAGAUAUGGACUAUGGCCAUCAACGGAUGAUGACAUAAGUACUGACCGGUACACUCAGAUUGUUUGGGCCACAUCUUACCUGAUUGGCUGUGCCAUUGCACCAUGCCGCCACAAAGGAUCACCUCGAUAUUUCUACGUUUGUCACUAUUGUCAUGAGGGAAAUGAUCCUGAAACAAAGCAUGAACCUUAUAAGAAGGGUGUCCCAUGUGAAGCCUGCCCAAAUAACUGUGAAGACAAACUUUGCACUAACCCCUGUAUCUACUAUGAUGAAUACACCGACUGUAGCUUAGAAGUCCGUUUUCUUGGAUGCAACCACUCGACACCUCGCAUGUUCUGUAAAGCCACUUGUCUGUGUGACACUGAGAUAAAAUAGUCUUUGUUAUUUUCAUCAGUUCUGUGCUGUGACGAUGAGGAGGAGAUGUCUGUUGGAUCAUGUCUUUUGCUAUAGUUCAGUAGCUUCUGCUAAAUUUUAUUUGAUUUUAAUCAUGCUAGAGAUCUUAACUCCUGUCCUGAUACAUCCUGAAGUAACACUGUUUUCAAUUUUCUUAUUACUGGAGUAAAAGGCCAAGCCCAACGCCUGCCUUAAAUUUAAAUCAUGCAAUUUAUAGUUCUUAAGUUGGCAUAAUUCAACUUACGGUAUAACUGAGUCCCUCAACAGUAACCUGGGCUAAAGUAGGUCUUACGUGGUUGAACUCCCACCCCUGCUUUCCCCAUAUUUUCAGCCACUCUGAUUAUCUUCCCUGCACAACUAACAUCCAGUAAUAAUUCUUCACUUUUAAAAUUUUCACUUCUACUUUAAAUCAAUAAUUAAAGGAAUCCACAAAGCAAA
Macaca mulatta (Rhesus monkey) is the source of this 1258-nucleotide messenger RNA. It is a transcript of the gene CRISP1, whose product is annotated as cysteine rich secretory protein 1. Lineage: Eukaryota; Metazoa; Chordata; Mammalia; Primates; Cercopithecidae. Gene Ontology annotation, cellular component: extracellular region. The record is from RefSeq and is marked provisional.